ACCCGGAUGGGGGUUGGAGGCGCGGUCCCGUCAACGUUAGCAUCUCUUUGGAUGUGUGACAUGCAGACAGCUGUUGUAGCCCUCUACACUCCUUUAGCUUUUACGACAACAUGCGACAUAACUACUGAUCACAACUAAGUAGGCUUCGUCUCUGUUACUAGUUUAGUGUGUAGAUUGAACGCAAUUUUGUUCCUAUUAUGAGCAGUCUCGGUGAGUGUUAGCUAGCCGGCUAACAGGUUACCAAGUGCCCUCAGUCAACAUGGACGCGCUGCUGGACUUCUCGGAGUGCGUCGCGGAUUCUCCUGACUUCAGGCUGAAACUGGAUCGGUUUGAAGAGGAUGUUUCUCUGCUGCAGACACAGCUGGACAAGGUGACAAGACUGUGCGGAAAAAUGGUGGAGGCGGGACAAGCGUACAAUGCAGCCAAUCAGCUGUUCCUCGCCGGCCUGGCUGAGCUUUUUGCACGGCACAAGGAGGACGGGGUCGUGGCGAAAUGCCUGAGCCAGUUCGAGCAAGGCCUGCAGGAGCUGCUCACUUUCCACACCAUGUUGUUGGAUCAGAGCCAGCGAGCCGUCAGCCAUCAACUCAGCGGCCUGCGCAAGCAGUUGCUGCCUCAGCUGUGGGAGACGCGUGCGGAGUUCGUGCGCGUCGACGAGGACGUGGCCGCGGCGGCCGCCAAGAACGCUCAGGUGCCUCGACACAAGACGGCCGAGGCCGAGAGCGCCGCUCACGUGCUCCUGGCCACCAGGAAGUGCCGACGACACUUUGCCCUGGAUUAUUGUCUGCAGCUCAACACGUUGAAGACGCAGCAGAAGUCGGACAUCUUGAACUCGGUGUUCUCCUUGGUCAACGCUCAGCUGACCUUCUUCCAUCAAGGCUUCGACCUCCUCCGAGAUCUGGAGCCCGCCAUGAAGGUCAUGGCCGCGCAGUUGUGCGAGCGGUCGGCCGAGUGCGCGAGCAAGCGGAAAGAUCUGGAGAACGCUCACCUGCUGGUCCAGGAGGGAGAUGCCUCAGGAGAGACGCCGGCGAGGCUGUGUGACGGAAGCGAUGACAUCAUCCAAGGUUACCUCUUCAAGCGCUCCCGAAGGAAGUCCAAAACGUGGAAGAGGUGCUGGUUCUCCAUCAGAGACAACCAACUCACCUACAGGAAGUCCCACAAAGAGGCGCCCGUGCUUCUGUUUGAGGACCUGCGACUGUGCGCCGUCAAGUCUUUGGAGGACCUGGACCUGGACCGACGGUUCUGCUUCCAACUCAUAUCUGUGCACAAGCGUUGCGUCCUUCAGGCCGACUCGGAGCCCGCGAGGCUGGCGUGGACGUCCGCGUUGCAGGGCAGCAUCGACACGGCGUACGGAGAGCGAGGCCGAGCCGCGUCGACGCAGGCACGCUCGCUCCUCAUUGGCUCCGGGAACCCGCCGCGACCGGCGAUCAUCGAUAAUAGCGACGUUCGUAAAUGUCACCCGCAGCCCCGAGAGCCCCUCCCGCCCGACGGCGACGACGACGCGGCCCAUCGGAGGACGGCGGCGCUGGCCGUGGUCUUGCGCGGCGCCGGCAACCGUCGCUGCUGCGACUGCGGCGAGGAGGAGCCGCGGUGGGCCGCCGUCAACUUGGGCGUCACCGUGUGCAUACAGUGCUCCGGGAUACACCGGAGUCUGGGCGUCCACGUGUCCAAGGUGCGCUCGCUCACGCUGGAUUCGUGGGAAGCGGAGCAGCUGAAGCUGCUGUGCGUCCUGGGAAACGACGCCGUCAACGGGAUUUACGAGGCGCGGUGUUCGCCCCGAGUCAAACCCACCGCCGAGAGUCCGCGCGCUGAGAAGGAGGCCUGGAUACGAGACAAAUACGUGGACAAGACCUUUGUGAGGCGUGACGGCGACGAUGACGGCACACACGCCGUCGAUGCCUCGCCGCCCCCGCGUCUCUACCGGGCCGCGGCGGCCGGAGAUCUGGUCGCCAUGGUGACGGCGCUGGCCCAGGGGGCGGCGGUGAACGGGAGCGUGGCGCAGGAGGAAGGGCGCACCGCCCUCAUCGGGGCCGCCCAAGGGGGGUCGCUGUUGGCGUGUGAGUUCCUGCUGCAGAACGGUGCCAACAUCAACCACAGAGACCAAAGAGGACAAGGAGCUCUCCAUGCCGCGGCCACUGCGGGACACACCGGGCAGGUGUGUCUGCUGCUGAAGCGAGGAGCCAAUCAGUACGCGGUGGACGAGGGCGGACGCGACCCGCUGGCCAUCGCCGUGGAGACGGCGCACGCGGACAUCGUGACGCUGAGACGACCAAACCUUUCAGGACAUUUUCAGAGACUUCAGCGACAUGGCGUCGCACGACCCCGAGAAGCUGGCCAGACGAACCUUCGGCCGCCCAGGAGAUUUUCAAUCUUGAGGCGACGUAAUGCCGCGCGGCUCCCGCAGAGUGAGGGAAGAGGCGGAGUUUUACGACACUUCUCGGACAGUCAAAGAGUGAAUAGAUUUGUUGUCAAACUAUUUAACACUUUCAAUGGGUUAAUCCUUUGUGAAAGUAACAGACCAUGUGCUGUCUGUUACUUUCACAAAAUCAAAUGUGGCCCUUGAGCAUUUUCGGACAUACGACGUUUCCGCCCGACGGUGACGAUAUGAACUCGAAAACAGAAAAAGUGUGAAAAACACUUCAUCGCGUUACUGCACUUGCCUACAUGAAGCUCUUUUUAUUUCAUGUGGCGCCACCAUCAGGUGAAGGCUGGAAUUGCAUUGCUAACCGGCUAAGAUGCUAACGCACUAAAGUUGCCGAAGACUUUUAUGCUCAAGGGCCACAUAUGAUUUUUAAAACUGACGGAUGGGUCAGUUCAUUCGCAGUAAAAGUUUUUUUUUUUUUUAUUAUAGAAACGUUUAUUUUAAUGACAAAAUAUUUUUUUUCAAUCAUAUGAUUUAGAAUUAUAAAUAACCAAUCAUUGAAAUAAAUCACAACAUUUAAUGUAGAUGAGACCCCCGCAUAGUUGCAGUUUGGCACCUGCGGAUUACCUAUUAGAAGUUGUUUUUCUACAUUUUCUUAUUUUUUAAUGAGGGAGUAAACCCCCGUUUUUCAUGGAACACGGUUAUUGGCGGUACUUAAGAAUUUAGGGGUUUCAAAGGUUUUUUUUUCUUCCAAUGCAAUUAUAAUGAGUAUCAAUUAUUCACAGAUUUUUCACGAAACACAAUCAAUGCUAUUUUACAAUGAAAUUACCUAUUUAUAAAAUACAUGGUAAAUGUACAGCGGAAGCCCGCUAUUCGUAGGCGCUCGAGACCGCUGGACCGCGAACAGUAAAAAUCUGCAGAUAAUUUACGCUCAUUAGUAAUGCAUUGGCAAUUUAUUUUAUUUUUUUCAAGUCCAAAACUUAUUGACUGGCAGGGGAUAAACCACAAACAAGUGUUUUCGGGAUUGGUUCCCCCAUAAAAAAUAAAAACAAAGAGAAAAAAAACAGGGAAAAAAUUGGGAUUUUUUAAAAAUGUUCUUUUAAAGAUUUGAAUAAAUAAAUCCACUGGUGCUGAGCGAGUAUGCGGGAGUCUGCUGUAUGCCUUUAUUAUAAUAAUGAAAUAAUACACAUCUGUCCAUUCUCUUACAUUUUUAAUUCACCUAAUUUUAAUUGAUUUACUAAUUUCAUAAAAUAAAUGUUAAAUGUAGGUACAAAUAUUUUGAGUAAUAUUUUUACAAACCAUGAAUUAUUCAAUUAGCUCAAUGUUUGUGGUGUUUACAUACGUUUGCGGUGUGUGUGCGUGUGUUUAUUAUCCAUCCGUCCUUUAUGAGAACACAAAAGUUGCUUGUAAUUUUGACGUUAAGAUGUUGUCACCCAGCAUGCACCACAACUUUACAGUCAAAAGUGGAAACGCAUAAUUGUUUUUGAACAGGUUUGCAAAAGAAGGCAGAAAUCAAGUUAUGUCCAAAUGUUUAAAGUGUUAGCCUCACCGCUAACAUUGUUCAUGUUUACUCUGUCACAAAGGGAACGCUUGCCUCAUUUGAAGCGCCUCCGUCAUCACUUGGGAGAUUCACGAGUGUUUACAAAGCAGCA
Messenger RNA from Phyllopteryx taeniolatus (common seadragon), 4011 nucleotides. Its product is annotated as BAR_ACAPs and ArfGap_ACAP domain-containing protein. NCBI's taxonomy places the organism in Eukaryota, Metazoa, Chordata, Actinopteri, Syngnathiformes, Syngnathidae. The record is from RefSeq and is a predicted model, not a curated record. Gene Ontology annotation, cellular component: cytoplasm. Bases 260 to 2560 code for a protein of 766 amino acids. The transcript is spliced from 20 exons. Gene Ontology annotation, molecular function: protein binding; GTPase activator activity.